Messenger RNA from Monopterus albus (swamp eel), 900 nucleotides. Its product is annotated as glycogenin-2-like. Bases 1 to 900 code for a protein of 299 amino acids. The transcript is spliced from 4 exons. Gene Ontology annotation, molecular function: glycosyltransferase activity. The record is from RefSeq and is a predicted model, not a curated record. Lineage: Eukaryota; Metazoa; Chordata; Actinopteri; Synbranchiformes; Synbranchidae.
AUGAAGAAGCUACUAUCUUCUAUUCAACUCAUAUCCAAGUCGUCCUUUGUCUCCUGGGCUGCAUCUCAGCUAGCUCGAGCCUCUCAGCUACGCUACCUCUGUAGCGGCUCUCCUGCAUCGACACCAUCCUGCCUGGGCCUCUCCAGCCACACCUCAGCAGCAACCUCCAGCCUAACCCUGCACUUCGUGAGUCUAACACCUAUUCUGCUAACCCUCACUCUGUCUUGUGCUCACUCCCCGGGACUAGAGUUUGGCCGUUCUGCCUCUACUGCCAGGGUAACGACCAGUGAGAGUAACAGAGCAGAACGGAUCGAGGCCCAAUCUUCUGCCUUCAUCAGCCUGGGUCGAAGCAAGCACCUCAUCUUCCCACCAUCUAUCUCAGGUGAAGCCUUUGUCACAAUGGCCACCACAGACUCCUAUUGCAUGGGAGCUACAGUGGUGGCCAGGAGCUUACAGCGGCACGGGAUGACUCGCAACAUUGUUGUCAUGGUUACACCAAAUGUCUCUCAACAGUCAAGGCUUGCUCUGGAGAGUGUGUUUGAUGAGGUCAUUGUGGUGAAUGUAAUGGACAGUGAGGACCAUCUCCACCUGUCCCUGCUGGGACGUCCUGAGCUUGGCAUCACCUUUACUAAGAUUCACUGCUGGACUUUGACCCAGUACAGCAAGUGUGUCUUUUUGGAUGCUGACACACUUGUUCUGUGUAAUGUGGAUGAGCUGUUUGAGAGAGAUGAGCUUUCUGCAGCUCCUGAUCCUGGCUGGCCUGAUUGCUUCAACUCGGGUGUUUUUGUCUUCAGACCAUCCCUCCACACCCACUCAAGGCUCCUGGAUUAUGCCUUGCAGCAUGGCAGCUUUGAUGGUAACUUGCGCAUUGCUAUGAUGUUGUUUUAUAAAUGUAUGUAG